AUGCCCUCUAAUGAGUCACUAGAUGGCCUCGCCACCAACGACAAUAAGCCUAUUCACUCUUUGGAUUUCCCACAACUUUAUAAACGCCCAUCAUACUUGGAACUUUUGCAAGUAUUAGAACUACUAAAACUUCCACCGCCUUCUUGGAAUUCAAAAUCUAGGAGGUCCCAAGAAUCUGACGAUGCUCAAGGCAUAUCUCGUUAUCUGACCAAAAUCAUUGGAAGCGAGCUUGAUUGGUUGUCCACGGGAGUAUCUGAAGAGGAAUGGGAACAACAAUGUGAAACAAUCCAUGAACUUGCUAGCAAGAGACUGGCGGAACGUUGUGGACGCUCAGCAAUGCCAGAGAUGAUCCGUACUUGGAGCAUUCCAACAUCUGGAGAUUCAGAAGACCUCGCCAUUGAACUGUGUGAGCCUCCACUCACUGGUGAUAGUUUGGGUCUCAAGACAUGGGGUACUUCCUUCGUAAUGGCCAAGAAGCUGGAAGAGCUAGGAAACCUCUAUUUUAGCGGUGUACUUUCCAACAGUGAUUUGUCUGGGCAAGAGCUUGCAACUUCACAAAAUGGCCAAACUGUGGAAAGUGAGUCAACAGUAGAGAUUCAGUUGACCAUGGGGUGCGACGAAACAUUGAACUGCAUCACGAGAAUGAAUGGCAAUGCCGUCAUAGUAGGAGACACUAUGGUGGUCAGUGAGUCGAGCAUGGAAAGGGAUGUGAUGCAUCAAGGAGACUUCCCGAGACAGGAUGUCUGCAACGAAGCGAAAAUCCUAGAGCUUGGUGCCGGUACUGGACUUCUUGGAUUGACAGCAACUAUGCUCUGGAACAAGACCACCAUCUUGACUGAUCUCCCUGACAUUGUUCCAAACCUGGAUGUUAAUCUCAAGAAAAAUGGUUUCGGCCAUACUUCUGAAGAUAAAGCCAGUGCAGCAAUCUUGGAUUGGAGUGAUGCAGAAAACUCCGUGGUGUUUAGCCAAAACCCAGAUGAUAAGUUUGAGAUAAUUCUUGUUGCCGAUCCCUUUUAUGAUUCUCACCACCCUCCUCUUCUUGCUGGAGUUAUCCCGAAGUUCCUCAAGAAUAGUGAAGACAGUCGUGUGUUGGUAUCAGUGCCGCUAAGAGACAAUGCAACAAAGGCGAUGAAGAAUAACUUUGAGGAACUGAUGUCCGUUCAAGGAUACCAAUUAGUUGCUAGUGGUAAAGAACGCUGCUUCGAUGAUUGGGAGGAUUCAGAACGGGACGACGACGAUGAUGGCGUACACUGUUGGUGGGGCAUCUGGAAGCACGAUGUAGCGGCAUCUACUCCAAUACUUCUAUGA
Molecule: messenger RNA, 1308 nt
Organism: Botrytis deweyae
Lineage: Eukaryota; Fungi; Ascomycota; Leotiomycetes; Helotiales; Sclerotiniaceae
Exons: 4
Coding region: 1-1308 (435 amino acids)
Source: RefSeq, a predicted model, not a curated record